GCUCUGUCCAGGGUCCUUCAGAAAGCACCACCCUCUCCUUCCAGAUGCUCCACAAGAACAAUGCCGACUCUCAAGGUUGAGCGCACACGACACCUCACAAUGAGAGGACUCUUAAGAAGGAACUCGCAACCUCACGCGAGUGCCACGUCAGCAGUGCCAUGUCAACAGUGCCAUGUCAGCAGUGCCACGUCAGCAGCAGUGCCACGACAGCAGCAGUGCCAUGUCAACAGUGCCACAUCAGCACCAGUGCCACGGCAGCAGUGCCACGUCACAAUGCCGGCUUCAGCCUUGGGCAUGCUGGGCCAACUCGCCGGCGAGUCCAUUGUUGAGUUCCACAAACGGAUCCUACAUCAGCUUGCGCAGAUUGAGGCUGAGCAACAGCGCCAGGCGGAAGACGACGCUGACCGCCUACAGGCUGAAGCGAAGGCCGCGUCAUCACCAGUGCCACGUCAGCAGCAGUGCCCCGUCAGAAUGUCGGCUUCAGCCUUGGGCAUGCUGGGCCAACUCGCCGACGAGUCCAUUGUCGAGUUCCGCAAACGGAUCCAAGAUCAGCUCCCACAGAUUGAGGCUGAGGAACAGCACCAGGCGGAAGCCGAGGCUGCCCGCCUGAAGCGGAGGCAGCGAUUGAAAAGCAGCGGCUUCAGGCCGCAGCUGACUCAGAUACCCAGGCCCUCCGAGCUAGAGAACCAGCACCAGGAACUGGAGAAUCUCCGACAGGCAGUGCAGAACGACAAUGGUCUGCAUGAGGAUGCCACACGGGCACUUCAUACUCGUGCACAGGACUUGGAGCAAGCAGCGCCAAGAGCAGAUGCUCGCAAACCCAGCAAUGCAGCCUCAACCCGCCAGUUGGAGCAGCGACUCGACCAUGUACUCACAAUGCUCGGCGACAUCAACACUUUCGCCGCACCAGCCACCAUCAGCGAGCAGCUCGGCACCUUGAAGACCGAGAUCAGGCAGCUACAGCAGCCGCCCGCCAACGAUGGCAGCACGGGUGCACCACGGCAGUACAAAGAUGCCGACGUUCCGGAUCGAGAACUACGACAAGCCAAGUACAAAGCCAACCGCGACAAAUGUGAAUUCGUGUGGCAAGAGCUCGAAUACUUGGGCCAUUAUGUGACGCCGCAAGGCAUCUGUCAGCUCGAGGACAAGAUUGAGGGCAUCCGUGUAUGGCCCGAGCCCACCAACACCACGGACGUUCGCUCAUUCAUGGGGCUGGCAGGCUACUACCAAGGCUUCAUCACCGAGUACUCAAGGACCGCUGCACCAUUGACAAGACUACAAUCGCCAAAGAAGCCAUUCGCAUUCGACGACGAAGCGCGCCAGUCAUUCCAAGCACUCAAGACGGUCAUGGUCAUGGCACCCGUCCUUAGCAUCUACAACCCCACCUUGCCAACGAGAGUGACAAUUGACGCCUCCGUCUAUGGCAUUGGGGCAGUCUUGGAACAACACGAUGGUGACGACUGGCAUCCCGUGGACUACUUCAGCCACAAGGUGUCUCCCAUCAACUCACUUGAUGAUGCAAGGAAGAAGGAGCUUCUCGUGUUCGUGAUGGCUCUCAAGCGAUGGCGACGCUUCCUCCUUGGGCGUCGUAGGUUCACAUGGGUCACCGAUAACAACUGGUUGACCUACUACAAGACGCAAGAUACGGUGAGCGGCACUAUCGGACAAUGGAUGUAUUUCAUCGACCAAUUUGACUUCACACCGAAACUUUUCGCCGGCCUCUCCAAUUGCGCAGACCCGAUCUUUGCGCCAUGACACAUCAUGCCUUCGCAUUCGAUGAGGAACUCCAAUGAUAUUUCAUUCGGGGCUACCAUUUCGAUC
Molecule: messenger RNA, 1821 nt
Organism: Chara braunii
Lineage: Eukaryota; Viridiplantae; Streptophyta; Charophyceae; Charales; Characeae
Source: the annotation of a GenBank genome assembly